Tigriopus californicus is the source of this 5867-nucleotide messenger RNA. RefSeq lists its product as uncharacterized. Lineage: Eukaryota; Metazoa; Arthropoda; Copepoda; Harpacticoida; Harpacticidae. The record is from RefSeq and is a predicted model, not a curated record. Gene Ontology annotation, molecular function: G protein-coupled receptor activity. The transcript has a single exon. The coding region runs from base 3138 to 5597 and encodes 819 amino acids. Gene Ontology annotation, cellular component: membrane. Gene Ontology annotation, biological process: G protein-coupled receptor signaling pathway.
GCAAAACUUGAUGAUGCGAGAGCACUUCAAGCCUGUGAUUUGAACGAGGUGAUUCCGUGGGAGGUUGUGGCUGAAGCCUCGAAUCAAAUGGCAUUCCAGAGGGCGACCAAAGCAGCGUCACACGUCAGAAAAACGGCCGUUUGUUCUUUCGAACAUCUUCGUGGAUACAGAAGAGAAGAGCGAAAGAGAAGAGAGAACGAAAGAACGAGAGGAAGAGAGGAAGAGACGGAGAAGCAGCGAGACACACACAUCCAUUCACUCACUCUCAGACUCGCUCGUGAAGAUUUUUCUUGCGAAAAAGUGAGUGCAGUCAGUUCGCUCUAGGAUCCGGACAGGUAAAGAAAGACAAGAAACACCUCCGAAAAGCAUUGCUCCCUUUUGGACAGACAUGAACGAAGUGCUAUAGCAACAACAGCAAAGCAAAAGCAAUAACAACAACGCCAACAACAGCCUAAGCAACAGACACCAGGUUUGAGUGAGUGGUGAGUGCGUCGUCGACGUAGCUGGAGUGUUCCAAGUGUUGUUACCUGCUGCAUGACUGCCAAGUUGGAAUUAAAGAAUAAGAGCACCAUCACUUCAACCGGCAUUUCGUGGAGUCAAUUCUUAAGUGAUGCAUUCUCGUUGUCAUCGCCGUGAUUUCUAGGCCUGAGCUUCUUCUCAUUGAGGUGAUGAACGCAAAAAAGGAAUAGUACUCUCAGACUGUGUGACACGGGAACAAUUUGGAAAACGGCAAACGGCAAACGGCAAUAGUCUUGAGGAAAAGUGAACGCCGCAUGGUCGGUUUGAACAACUCUGACCAUUGCUUGAACGGAUGGAAGGAUGGUUGGUUGGUUGGUUGGUCGGUUGCUAUGAUGAAGAUGAAGAACGCUAGGCCUAGUCGCACAUUAGAGUCUGGAGCUCCUGAUGUAAUCGUCGACAUCAUGAUGAUUACCAUUUGAAAAUCCGUGUCGUCGCCAGUUCAAAAGAGAAGAGCCAGUUUCCAGACAAUGACUUUCCUACAUAUUUAACUCGCCCUACUUUGGAUGAAAAUAUCUUUUCUGAGGCGUCUUUUAAACCAAUCGCAACGAUUACUUAAUAAUCAAUAAUCUCAGCGACCUCCUCCGACUGAAGAGGUCUGAAAACGUGCAUCCUGUGACGCAUAAAAAUUGUCCAACAAUUAUCCUUCUUCAAAACUCAACGACCCUUUCUGGAUAUCCAACUGCAGCAGCAGCAUCAUACACAAGGAUAUCGAGACAGUCGUUGUAUUUAUUGACUGCAUUCGUCACUCCAGUCACCAGUCAAAGUGGGAACAAUAUCCGUUGGCUUGUUUCUUCUCCUGGCGAGCUGAACUCGUAAGUAAGAGGUAUUAUCCUGAUGGAUUUGCGGUGUCAUCAACAUUGUUCAAAGGAAGUGGACCACCACAAGAAAACACCUCUCAAAAGCGAGUUGCAUCCAUUGACACACACGAAAAGUGGGCCCUUUUUCUACUUGAUUGGCUAAGGUGGGCCGUGGGCCUCUUUCUCCACUGUGUACACACCAGGAAUCCGGAGAAAAAAAGAACAGAGACAUACUACAAAGAGAGGAGACGAGAAAACAAACGUGACGAGAACUCAUUUCGUUAAGAGAAGCCUUACAGAUCUACACCUACUCCAAGUACCACCAUACCCAUCCACGCAUCUCGAGUCGCUUAGUGGCAUCAUCUCCAUUUUGCGUCAACAUUGCUCAUCAUUAUCGAAAGUUAAAGGAUCCACCCGCUGCACAAGGCAUCGAUCGGGAAGGAAAGAAAGAAGGAAAGGAAGAAAGAUCGAAGACGGAGAAGAAAGGCCGGUGCCAGCCGAGCUUGGACACGAUUACCCAUAGAACUUGGGUGUGUACCUUGUAUAUAGAUAUAUGUGUACACCCACAUUUAGAAGAGCACCUCUCGCCCCUUAAGUGUUGACAAAUGAAAAAUGAAAGUGCCGAGAGGCCAAUGAUAUCCCAAAGGGAAUUCGGGGAACUCGAGAAGAAAAUUGAAAAAUUGUUGUCAAAGCAAACGCGAUUUUUUGCCCAUCCUCAAAGCGGGCGAGGAAAUGCGAGGGUCUAGAAUUGUCCCGAAAAUGAGACAAAAGCAUCGGAAGGCGACGAAAGCAUAACACUUUAUUUAUCCUCCCAAUGUGUGUGAGUGAGGUCAAGCGACUUGAUUUACGCUCCUCGGUCUUGGUCCUCGGUGUUAGUCCUUGGUGUUGGUUGCCGGUGAUUGUACCACUCUUCCAUACAGGAGCUAGUUUUCCGUAGGACUUGCUUUUGAAGAGUACAUACAAUAACGGCAGUAACAACAAAAACAACAACAACAACAGACCCAGAGCCAUUCACUCAUUUACUCAUUCGCUCAACGAACCAGUCAGCCCUUCAGUCCGUCAGUGAAUAGUGAAGAGAGUAAGCCAGCCUAGCGACUCCAUCGCUACUUUGCCAGAGGAGGGUUGAGACCAUCAUUACAAGGCGACAUUCGACUUCUCUGGCCUACCUCAUACUUCUCACACAUACUUUUCCCGCCAGCCAUCUAUCCAUCCAUCCAUCCAUCCAUCCAUCCCCAUCAUCACAGAACUGCGACGGACCACUUGGGUUGCCAGCCAAUGGGUAAAAGCAGUACCUGAUGCCACUUGGUCUUAAUUGCUGGUUGCCCUGACGAAUCAAAGUGAACAUUUUUUUGUUAAACGGACAUUCGUCCGAGAAGACCUGAGAAGAACAAGGUGCAGCCGCAACAGCAGAUAUAAUGACGAACAAUGCUUGUCCAUGUGCUAGUACACAAUUGAGCGAUGAAGUGGAAACGGGAGGGCGGAUGUAAUUGCUUGUCCUUAAGUAGACGACGACGACGCUCUUGAAACCAACGAUGAAAGCAGCCAACGGUUUGUAGUGGGGUCAUCUUCCGAAAUGGGGCCCUCUCGAUCUCUCCGCGACAAUAAAGCCCUUUUAUCUGAUGGCAUGGACCCAUAAAUCAGCUUUAUCACUUCUGAAAACAAACUGUUCAUUGUGCACAUCUCCCACGUUCCUUCCUUCCUUCCUUCCUAAGUGGGCAUUGGAGCAUUGGAGCAUUGGAGGAGACAAACACCCUUCGACAAGAACAGCAGCUACUUAUUUAUGCAGGCAGGAAUUUCCUCCGCCUUAAGUGAGACGACAAAAUGCAGCUAGACUCACCAGAGAUCAAUAAUUUCUUCAUGAAUGCCAUGAUCCCUGGGAUGAACGACAGCUCACCGGAUAUGCUUUCAGGCAUUGCAGGGCUAUCGUCCAUUGCCGGAGGCUUUGACGAUGCAGUCUUGGACGGGGUGGUGGGAGUGGGAGUGGAGGCCUUAGACUAUCCAGACUAUGUGAUGGAUCCGACGUUUGAUAGCAACUUCUCCACCAUACCCACUCUGUCAUCGCCAGGGACUUCGCCAGUGGACCCCUUUAUAGCCAUGACCUACGACCGACUCAAUUGCGGUCAUUUCACCGUUCUAGACAAGAAACUGCAUUUCACCACUGACGUGACAGAAACGUGUCGAUUUUGGACUGAGGGUGUGUUCUCCCUUGUGGUAGCCGCGUUUGGCCUCAUUGGCAAUGUCGUGUCGAUAUGGGUGCUUUCUGUGCCCGAGAUGCGAAACUCGUUCAAUCGCUUACUGUUGGCAUUGGCAAUUAUUGACUGUCUCUUCAUUUUGCCUGGUAUCCUCAUUUACACUUCCAAAGCAUUCGCUUGGAAGGCCACGUGGUAUAACUAUGCUUUCCCCGUCUUUCUCUAUCCGUUCUCGGAAAUCGCUCUCUGCAGUAGCAUCUACAUGACCGUGGCCAUUGCUGUGGAGAGGUACAUAGGCCUGUGUCUGCCACUGCGUAGGUUAUCUCGACGGCCUUGUACGGCCAAGGCCUACAUUAUUCCAGUCAUUCUCAUAGCCCUGUUGCUUAAUAUUCCCAAAUUCUUGGAAUCAGAGACAGUUGCAGUCAAAACAGGAGGGCUGUUCAGCAACGAAACCAAAACGAAGGUCCGAGUGACAGAUUUGAGGACCCAUCCCACCUACAUAACCUAUUAUUGGAUGUGGACUCGCCUGUUGGCCACGGGCAUUCUGCCAUUGGUGGUCUUGGCCAUUUUGAAUUCCAAAAUCUACCUCUCCAUUCGUCAGAGCAAACAGCAACUUCGCAUAUUGGCCAUUCGCUCGGCAUUGCCAAUGGCCAUCCUCAGCAAAAAUGCACCUAGUGUCCCAAUGUCAGAUCUUGCAAAAAAUAAGGUAAAUCCCCCUCACGGCUCUGAGGAUCCCAGUACCAGCAUCAUGGGCACCAACGAGGAAAGUGAGGAGCAUGGUAGCAACGACUCCCCCCGAUCUCAAGUGGCCGAGACCACCACCGAGGAAGGCGAUGAAGUGGAAAAUCGCUCUCCCCUAGCUCAGAGGCUUAAGAGCAAGCAACCCCUCGCUAAUGGAGGCUCACUCCACCGAAUUGUCAUUCAAAGAAAGGCCGCCCAAGAGGAGCUCGUCAAUCAAAAUGGACAUUCACCCGCUUCUCCAUCCGUGUCAGGCUUGGGUCAACGAGGGGUCAAGUUGGGGCGAAUGGUCAAUGGGCAACUAAGACAAAUGCAAAGAUCGGUAUCAGCUUUUGCGAGCGGCGAGCCAUCAACAGCCUUCCGAAAGACUCUCAGACUCCGCCGAGAGAACCAGGCUCCAAUGUUACGCUCCAAUUCCGCUGCUGUAACCUCGGCCUCAGCUCUAUCGAGUCGGGUUAAUGGUCAUGGUUCAGCCUUCCAGUCCCAAUUGUUAACUUCCUCGUCCAAUCUGGCCACCAAAGGCUCGGCCACUGCCACAGGGGCAGGAGGUGGUAGUGGAGGAGGAGGAGGAGGGGCGGGAGCCAACACCAACGACAUCAAGUUGGCUCCUAUUCUCUUCGGAGUGGUCAUUGUCUUCGUCUUGUGUAACAGUCUCCGUGUCAUUCUCAAUAUCUAUGAUUUCUCGGUCGUGGAUAGCAUCAUCGAUUGCGAGAAAAAGGGUGUGGGGCGUUUGCCACCCUCGUGGAUCCUUUGCAGUAUCUCCGUGUCCCAUCUGCUUUUGAUGGUGAAUUCCUCCGUCAACUUCUUAGUCUAUUGUGUUGCGGGCACUCGAUUUCGCCGAGUACUCGUGCGGAAAGUCAGAGCGGGAUUUCGGAAACUCAGAAAGAUCCUAACCAGUCGCUCCAAGGGUUCGCCAUUUCAGUCCGCUCCUGAUGUGAACCGUAUGCAAAAUGGCCCUCGCCAUGUCAUUGGAGAAGCUCGAGGACUUUUACAACACGAUCAAAGACGUAACACCACGACCACGCUGCUCUUCACGACAAAUCCUUGUCCAACUACCCUUGAUAUUGAGCCCGGGAUAGGAGCUGCGUCAGCGAGCCAUCAUCCUGUAGUUCGUAAUAAUAACAUCUCGACCCGAGCGGCCUCCCUUAGGAAUGAGUUUCUUCUGGAGGAGAGCGAGACCGACCCGCUCAGCGAAAAUGGGGAGGGAUCAAUUCAAGUUCAGGUUGAUUCAGACUCCCCACGUGCUUCGACCAGUCCCACCCAUCGCCAUUUGCACAGACAGGCCACCAAGACCAAUGGCUCACCGCCUCCUUUCCCCUUAGCCCUAAAGAACUCGAGGGAGACAUCCAUUUAGAAGACAUUCUUGCUCAUCAUAUGCAUUUCUGCCUGGAAUCUAUGUUAACUACUAUAUUGCUUUUUGUACUAGGAAAAAACAGAGAAGAACUUAGCGUUUGGUUUAGUACGAGAUGCUUCUUGUUCCAGGGGAACUGGGAAUGCCAACAGUCGAACAGUGCAACUCAAUGCCUAAUGUACGACAUUACUAGAGUCUGCUAUUUAUGAUUUGUGAUUUUAUAAUAAAGAAAGCAUUAAUAGUGGAUCCCAAAGGUUUCCACUUUAAGUAACA